This is a messenger RNA of Closterium sp. NIES-67, 1409 nucleotides long. NCBI's taxonomy places the organism in Eukaryota, Viridiplantae, Streptophyta, Zygnematophyceae, Desmidiales, Closteriaceae. The record is from the annotation of a GenBank genome assembly.
UCAUUUUCUCCUCCCAAUUUCUGAUUCCCAAAUAAGCUGGUCUCGUAGUCCGUAGUCGGGUGAACUGGGCGAGACUUUCAGUGGUUGUCGCUCGAUAUCUUCAGCCUUAGGAACCCACAUCGUUUCUUCAGCCAGUUUAUCGUCGAUAGUAGAGUAAACGGCCAGGCUCGAUCUAAUAAGCGGGAUUCCGAAGAGUCUCAUGACUCGUUUCCUCUAGCUUUCCAUAGCAACAUGUAUCGUUUAGGUCCGUGUUGUCUCCAUUCCUAGCAUCCGUCAACCGAUUCCGUUGUUUCGGUUCCCCUUAAGCCGAUUCCGUUGUUUCGGCUCCCCCUAGAACUAUUCGCAGCUACCAACUCAACGCGUCGUGACUCACGUAACCUCGUGUCGCACCUCCUUUUCUUAGGUUCCGACCUCAGAGUCCAUGUCAACAUCCACGUCAGCAGUCAUAGCUGCAACGUCGGAUGCGUACGAGCAGUCGGUGGCGAUCCUGACACGUCUGACCGGGAAAUGGGGUCGAAUGGAGGAGGAGGAAGCGAAUGUGCGACGAGCAGCUGAGGCGAGCAAACGGCUCGUUGACAUCUUGGCUGAGAGGGAACAGGCCAUGGCCAGCUUGAUUGACCGCUCGCAGCAGGUGGUGUCAGAUAUGAGGGAGAGGGUGGGGGAGCUACAGAGGGACUUGCAAGAGGAUGCAGAGAGGUUGGAAGAGGUGAAUGAGCAGAAGAGGGAGGAGCAGGUGGAGAUUGACGCGCUCCUGGAAAAGGUGAAGGCGUAUCAGGCCAGGAUUGAUCAUCUCGUGCGGAAGCAAGGCGAACUUCAGGUUAAGCGAGGGAAGCUCGAGGCAGACGCUGAUUUCCGCACCACCAAGAUACGCAAGGAGCUGAUUCUAUUUUCAGGCUUCACCAGCAUUCGCUUGGAUUUAGACGUGCAGGACCGAUUCGUUGGCACGAUGGCACACCCUUCAGGGAGUCCCGAGCUGGCCAGGCCUCUUGACUUUGACGUGGCUGAUGCUAGCACCACGACUGCCACUGCCUACCAGCUAUGGGACAUGCUAUGACACGUUUGACUAUUGACAUGACGGCACACCCUUCAGGGAGUCAACAGCUGGCCAGGCCUGUUGACUUUGCCACCUCUGAUGCUAACCUUGCUGCUACUACCAGCUAUGGAACUUCCUACGGUUUGUUUAGACUUUCCAGUUACUGUUUCCUAGCCCAAUGGCACAGCCUUUCUGGAAAUGCAGAGCUGGCCAAUAAUCCCUCAUCUAUGGUACCAUUUAUCCACCACUUCCACCUAGCGGAUGUGGAACAUAAUUUGCUUGAGUAUAGUUUUUGAGUACGAGAUAGCUAGAUGUUUGGAGGCGUGAUUGUUCUUGUACAUGUGAUGUUGUAAGGUUAUAGCAUUUGCUCUUUAUA